AUGGACCCUGUCGCAAUCAUCAUCGGGGCGGGACCCUCGGGCAUCGCCAUGGCUCAUAAGCUUAAGCACACAUUAGGGUAUGAGAACUUCACAAUCUACGAGAAGCUCGAUGGUGUGGGUGGAACGUGGAGGUUGAAUAAUUACCCAGGCUGCGGAUGCGAUGUUCCCUCGCACCUAUAUUCCUUCAGUUUCAACCUAAACCCCAAUUGGUCCCGAGAGCUUUGCGAACAAGCGGAGAUUCUACAGUACAUCGAAGAUACGGUCGAUAAAUUCGACCUACGACAAUUCAUCCAAACCUCAAUCGAGUGUGUCGGUGCUAGAUGGAACAAGGACCGCGAUGAGUGGGAAGUACGGCUCAAGGACCUGAAAACGGGCAUAGAGUUCGUCCGACGUGCUAAUAUUUUCGUAUCCGCUGUCGGUGGAAUCUCGUUUCCCAGAGAUGUCCAUUUCGAAGGCAUGGAGGACUUCAAGGGACCUAUGUUUCAUACGGCCCGAUGGGAUCAUUCGGUGAAGUACGAAGGAAAGAGAAUGGCUGUUAUCGGAAAUGGGUGUAGCGCUGCACAAGUCGUUCCCUCUGUGGCGGAUCACGUAUCACUCGUCAAGCAGUAUGCUCGAAGCCCCCAGUGGUAUCAUGACAGACCAAAUCACAUUUUCACUGAGGGGGAGAAGAUGGCUUUCCGCUACAUACCCUUUAUUAUUCAACUUCGUCGUCUUUUGACAUUCCUCGAGAUCGAUUUUGAAUCGUACAUAUACCGGCCGACACCAAAGGGAAUCAAAGCUCGACUCCAGAAGGAGGAGGAAGCUCGGCAGUAUAUCUACAAGACAGCGCCCAAGAAAUACCACGAGAUACUCCCGCCCAAGUUUGAAUUAGGAUGUAAGCGCCGAAUUGCGGAUCCACAAUACCUGGAGUGUUUGCACAAGCCCACAGUCGAACUUGUCCCCGAAGGUAUUGAAAGGAUCACCGAAGACGGCAUAGUCAGCUUGAGCGGCAAGUUUGACAAGUUCGACAUCAUCGUCCUAGCCACCGGAUUCAAGGUGUCACAGUUCCUGACUCCGAUGGAGAUCAUCGGCGUCGAUGGUAAAACCCUCGAUCAGCAAUGGAAGGAGUCUCGAGGCGCACAGGCGUAUCUUGGAACAUUCGUCCAUAAUUUUCCGAACAUGGCUAUCAUUUUUGGCCCCAACACCUUUCCUGCGAACAACUCCGCUCUUUUCGCCUGCGAGGUACAGGUCGAUUACGCAGCCAAGGCGCUCUUCGCACCCCUGAUCGACAAGCGGGCCAGAGUCAUCGAGGUCCAAGAAAACGUCGAAAACCGCACCUCUAACGUGAUCCAAGCACGGCUCCGGAACAGCGUGUUCCAGGGCAACUGCUCUAACUGGUAUCUAAGCGAAUUCGGGCGUAACGCCGCCUCCUGGCCUGAUACCGCCGCAUCGUUUUGGGCAGCUACCUACUUCCCUAAAUGGAAGAAUUUCAAUAUGUCGGGCGGUAGCCAUUUCUGGUUCAUCAAUUCGUUGCUGCGCAGAGUGCACACCUCGUCUCUCUUCACGAAGACUCUGGUCCUUGCCUUGCUGGCUGUCGGAUUAAGACCCCUAUUUUCGCGGACCCUAAACACUGGAAACUUUCCGGGAACGACUGAUGUGGUGAAGAACUUCACUAGAAACUUGACUUCAUGGAAGCAUGUCUGA
Molecule: messenger RNA, 1683 nt
Organism: Annulohypoxylon truncatum
Lineage: Eukaryota; Fungi; Ascomycota; Sordariomycetes; Xylariales; Hypoxylaceae
Product: monooxygenase
Exons: 5
Coding region: 1-1683 (560 amino acids)
Source: RefSeq, a predicted model, not a curated record